AUGUCGAAACAGUACCUCACCACGCACACCGUGGACAAUGCCCACAUAACCGACAUCUUCGGCCUCGCGCCGACCCCGACCGCCCUCCUCUCCGCCUCGGGAUCCUCGACCCUGCACGUCCACAGCACCGCCGACCCCACCAUCCCCAUCACCCAGUCCAUAUCCGACGCCCACAAGCUCGGCUGCCACCACAUCUGCACGGCGCGUGGCGGCCCGGGCGCCGUCGCCGCCUCGGCCGGCUUCGGUGGCGAGGUCAAGGUCUGGAGCCGCACCGACGCCGGCGACUGGGUCCUGCACCUCGAGCUGCUGCCCACGGACCCGGACGGCGCCGACGUCUGGGCCAUCGCCCUCAGCGCCAACGAGCAGUACCUCGCCUGCACGACGCACGACGGCCGCGUCUGCGUCUGGGACCUGCCCGCCAAGAAGAGGAUACAGGUCUACGAGACGGGCACGGCCGGCGCCGGCAGCUUCGCCAUGAGCGUCGACCUGAGCCGCGACGGGCGCCUGACGGCCAGCGGGCACCAGAGCGGUGCUGUCUACGUGUUCAACAACGACACGGGGAGGCUCAUAUACUCCCUCUCCGGCCUCGCGAAGCCCGUCCGGGCUGUCGCCUUCACUCCGCUGGGCACUCGCCUGGCCGCGGCAGGCGAUGCCGGCGUCAUCGCGCUUUACGAUAUGCAGCACGGUGAGCAUAUUGGCAACCUCACUUCCGGGACCUCAUCGGCCUGGAUCACGUCACUCGACUUCUCGGACACCGGCGAGUUCCUCUUGUCCGGUGCCAUGGACGGCAAGGUCAAGGUCUGGUCCAUCGAGCGGGGUAUCUGCGUCGCGACGCACAGCGAGACGGAGAGGGCGCUUUGGAGCGUCCGAUGGCUGCCCAAGGGCGGCCAUAGUGGAGACGCCAUGAAGGGCGAGAGAUUCUGCACUGCGGGCGCUAAUAGGAGCAUCACUUUCUACCGGGAGGCCACGGGCUCCUGA
Molecule: messenger RNA, 978 nt
Organism: Thyridium curvatum
Lineage: Eukaryota; Fungi; Ascomycota; Sordariomycetes; Thyridiales; Thyridiaceae
Exons: 4
Coding region: 1-978 (325 amino acids)
Cellular component (GO): Cdc73/Paf1 complex
Molecular function (GO): protein binding
Source: RefSeq, a predicted model, not a curated record